This is a messenger RNA of Thlaspi arvense, 2586 nucleotides long. Lineage: Eukaryota; Viridiplantae; Streptophyta; Magnoliopsida; Brassicales; Brassicaceae. The record is from the annotation of a GenBank genome assembly.
AUGCAGGUCAGUGAGGAUCCUCUUACAGUCAAAGUUGAUCAUCUUAAGGCAUGCUCUCUUCCCUUCUUUAUGAUGCAGGACAAACCAUAUGACAAAGAUGAUGAUGUUAUUAAGGCAACAUCUUUUGAGGUUAUAUCAACUGUGAGGGAUGUUUUGAAGACAAGUUCUCUGUGGAGAGAUCAUGUCCAAACAUACACUCAGUUAUCUUUGUCUUAUUCUUCUCUUCUUCUCUCUUUUCCGCGCUGUCAUUGUUUGCAGCAUAUGGGUGAUUUCAAUUAUUCAAGGUUAGCAGAUUUUGGGGCUGCAAUAUCUGGAGCAAACAAGUUGUUAUGCCAGCAAGUGCUUGAAGAGCUAGAUGUCUAUAAAAGGCUAAAGCUUACACUGGAAUUAGUGAAGAAAGAACUGGAGAUAAGUAAGAUUCAGGAAUCAAUAGCAAAAGCAAUUGAAGAGAAAAUAAGUGGUGAGCAGCGCCGCUAUUUGUUGAACGAGCAGCUUAAGGCCAUCAAAAAGGAAUUGGGAUUAGAGACGGAUGACAAAUCUGCGCUCUCUGCGAAGUUUAGGGAAAGAAUUGAGCCUAAUAAAGAGAAAAUCCCACCUCAUGUGUUGCAAGUUAUAGAAGAAGAGUUGACAAAACUUCAGCUUUUAGAGGCCAGUUCAAGUGAAUUUAAUGUGACACGUAAUUAUCUUGAUUGGUUGACUGCCUUGCCUUAUGGUAAUUACAGUCAGUUUAGCAUAUUGGUCAUAUGUAAUCUUCGCUUCAUUCUCUUUGCUCAGCUAUAUUGUAAACUUCUGUGCUUCCAAUUCAAGUGCAGCGAUGAGAACUUUGAUGUCAUUCAGGCACAAAAAAUUCUUGAUGAAGACCAUUAUGGAUUGGAUGAUGUUAAGGAAAGGAUAUUGGAAUUUAUAGCAGUAGGCAAGCUCCGGGGAACCUCACAAGGAAAAAUUAUAUGUCUUUCUGGCCCUCCUGGGGUGGGCAAAACUAGCAUUGGUCGUUCAAUUGCCCGGGCUUUGAAUCGAAAGUUCUACCGAUUUUCUGUUGGAGGAUUAUCUGACGUUGCUGAAAUCAAGGGGCAUCGCCGAACCUAUAUUGGUGCCAUGCCGGGCAAAAUGGUACAAUGCCUAAAAAAUGUAGGAACUGCUAAUCCUCUUGUUCUAAUUGAUGAGAUUGACAAGUUGGGAAGGGGACAUGCAGGUGAUCCAGCAAGUGCUAUGUUGGAACUCCUUGAUCCAGAGCAAAAUGCCAACUUUCUAGACCACUAUCUUGAUGUUCCAAUAGACUUGUCGAAGGUUCUGUUUGUUUGUACGGCAAAUGUUGUGGAGAUGAUUCCUAAUCCUCUAUUGGACAGAAUGGAAGUUAUUGCCAUUGCAGGAUAUAUCUCUGAUGAGAAAAUGCACAUUGCCAGAGAUUAUUUGGAGAAAGCUACUCGUGAAGCCUGUGGCAUUAAGUCUGAACAGGUUGAAGUGACUGAUGCAGCACUCCUUGCUUUAAUUGAAAACUACUGUCGUGAAGCAGGAGUUCGGAACCUUCAGAAGCAUAUAGAGAAGAUAUAUCGCAAGAUUGCCUUGCAACUUGUGCGGAAAGGAGAACUAAAUAAACCUCCAGUUAGUGAAGUUGGGGUCAAGGGACAUGAUGGAAGAGCAGAAUCUGUCAGUGAAACAGAUGAAACAGCAGUUGGAGCCAAGAUUGAGGCUGAACCAGGGGGCGGUAGCGGCACUGGUAUGGCCUCUGAAACAUCAACUGAAACAGAAGCUGAGAACAAGGAUCUGCCUGUUGACAAGCAGCAAACCCCCCUCAAUCUGCCCAGUGAACCGAAGGAAAGUGGAAAACUACUACUGUGGCAUCUUGCCUUGUUGAUUCUACUAAUUGCUGCAUCUUCACAGGUCAAUGUGGAAACUGCUGAAAAACUUGAAAGUGAGGUGAGCAAGACAGUUGACAAAGUGUUGGUUGACACGCCAAAUCUUUCUGAUUUUGUUGGCAAACCUGUUUUCCAUGCCGAACGAAUAUAUGAUCAAACACCAGUUGGCGUGGUGAUGGGUCUUGCUUGGACUGCCAUGGGUGGUUCCACCCUUUAUAUAGAGACCACUCAGGUUGAGCAAGGGGAAGGAAAAGGUGCUUUACAUCUUACUGGGCAACUUGGAGAUGUGAUGAAAGAAAGUGCCCAGAUUGCUCACACUGUUGCCAGAGCAAUACUGAGUGAGAAAGUGCCAGAUAAUCCAUUCUUUGCCAAUUCGAAGCUUCAUCUUCAUGUUCCUGCAGGAGCCACACCUAAGGAUGGGCCUAGUGCUGGUUGUACCAUGAUCACAUCCUUACUCUCUCUUGCCAUGAAGAAAUCUGUCAGGAAGGACCUAGCAAUGACUGGGGAAGUAACAUUAACAGGAAGGAUCCUUCCAAUUGGUGGGGUUAAAGAGAAGACAAUAGCAGCAAGACGCAGCGACGUGAAAACCCUCAUAUUUCCUUCAGCUAACCGAAGAGAUUUUGACGAGCUUGCUAUUAAUGUGAAGGACGGACUUGAAGUUCACUUUGUAGAUGACUACAGUCAAAUAUUUGAUCUGGCUUUUGGGGGUGAUCAACACGGGGAGAAGUAA